This is a messenger RNA of Spea bombifrons (plains spadefoot toad), 9710 nucleotides long. It is a transcript of the gene CPLANE1, whose product is annotated as ciliogenesis and planar polarity effector complex subunit 1. The record is from RefSeq and is a predicted model, not a curated record. Lineage: Eukaryota; Metazoa; Chordata; Amphibia; Anura; Pelobatidae. The coding region runs from base 40 to 9681 and encodes 3213 amino acids. Gene Ontology annotation, biological process: cilium assembly. Gene Ontology annotation, cellular component: ciliary transition zone. The transcript has 52 exons.
CCCCCGUGUUUCAGGGGCUGGUGAGAAGCGUCUGUCGUCAUGGAAAUCUCCCUGGAGGUUCUGGUGUCUGCAGUGGUGGGGAGGAAGAAGCCGUGUCCGAAGCUCCAUUGGCUGGGACAGGAGACGGAGUCCGUGUUCAUCGUGGACGAGAAGCAGUUCGGGGAGGUCAGGCUGCGCUCUGGCUCCGUGAAGAAGGUGGCCCCGCGGCUGCAGGGGGUGCUGAAUAAGCAGAGCGUCGCGGCCCUCGCUACGUCUGCGAAUGGAGUCUGGCUGGCAGGGCUGCAUGUAUCCGGAGAAUUGUUUAUCUGGAAUAAAGAUCAGGACAGUUUGCAGACAGCAGCAGCCAACGCAGAAGUUUCACAAAUAGUCUCCGAAGCUCAAGCGCACUCUGUGAAGCUGUACCUGUGCGUGUCGGGCGAUGGAAGCAGAGCGCUCCUGGCCACGCACACAGGCUCCGUCUUCUUGUGGGAACGCGAUAAGAAUUGGACGGGCUCGGUUCCCUCGAAGAACCCGUCUGGAGCCGGGAGGUGGACAAAAAUCGAACCGCAGGAAUCUACCGCGUUCCCCAGCGUGGCAGAUAAAGAAGCCGCCCUCCACGCCGUGUUUGUAGAGAGUGAGGUCCUCGGUGACUGCUGCCUGUGCGCUUUUGUCUUCUAUUUUGGUGCCCGGCUGGUGACGACGUGGCUGGCUUUACGCUGGUAUGAGAAUGACCAGAAAUUCAGCAGGUCGCCGCCAUUUGAUGUCCGCUGGGCACAGCAGGACUGCUCUCCAGAAACUUUUCACCCACCGUGUCAGCCAGUGAAGUCCAGAGGAGCUCUGCUUGCUGUCUUCUCAGGAGAUGGCUUAGUUUUGGCCAUAACCAUUAACCAAAAAGACCCCAAGGCAACUCAAGUCCUUUUCAUAAACACCAUGAACUUUGUUACAGUUUCUGGGCAUCUAAGGGGCUGCAGCAGCAAAGACCAGCAUAUCCCAUCAAGAUUCAUACGCUCCUACUGGGUGGGGGACAUGUCGUGGACGGCGGACAGCCUCUUCCUGGCCUGUGUGUUGAAGCGGGGCUCGCUUCUCCUGAUGACCCGCUUAGGGGAGCUUCUGACCCUCAAGACGUUUGGCUGCAGUGUUGAGUUUGGACCGGCAGAGUUCAUCCCGCUUCAUCCGUUAAUAACAUACCGACCUCCUUUUCCAACUCUGGAACAGCAUGAUCCUGACAACUCACUCGGAUCAACGGCCUCAGCUACGGACACUAUGAGGCAGAGGUAUUCUGUAACAUGCCACCCGCGAUUACCUUACCUUAUUAUCUCUGAUGGCUACAUGGUCACCGUUCUCCGCUUCGCCAAGAACGCGUCUUCGUAUAGUUUCCUGAAGUCUUUGCUUCUUGAUGCUGCUCAGAGACUGGAGGAUGUUCGUCAGAGGUUGCCGCUAGCAAAGCCAAAGAAUAAACUGAAUACACUGAGGUCACUGUCGGGUUUAAAAGCAAAUUUGUUAAAAGAUGAUGGCGAUGCUUCCCUAGAAACUUGGACAAUCCCAAACUUUCUACAAGGAGAGGAGGAAUCCUACAGACCUGGUGAUCAGUCAGCAGUACAGCUCGAUGACAAUGCGUCUGAUGACGAAGGCUUUCGCAAGUUCUCUGUGCCGUCCGAUAGGUCUUUCGGGGGUGCGGAUCAGGGCAGACUGGAGUUUGCUUCCAUGUUUGACACGAUGCAUGCCAGCGACCGGCGCAUGGGGAAGAACGAUGGGUUCAGUGACUUGCAUCGGAUCCAGAAGAGUCUCAUUACAGCAUGGAUGGUCGGAGUAAAGAUGAGAGGUCUGGAGGAGAAAGAUACUUUGUUACGCUACACUGUGGGAUGCCUGACACACUUACUGUCUGCCCUUCAGAGUUCCACGUGGUCAGCUUUAAAAAGUCAGAAGUCAUCCAGGAAAAUGGGGAAACCCAAUCCCUGCGUGGUCUACCUCACCGUUAUACAGCAAUGCCUGACUGUUUUAUACUGGGAUGUAGCUCCAAAGCAAGCAGUCAAGCACAUCAUAAAACUGACCUCAGACACGGCUAAAAUGAUACUGGCACACGGCCGAGAAAUCUACUCUAAGAGGUUGAUUGGAUGCUUUUGUCUGUUAAAGAUGGUUUCCCGACAUUUAAACAUUAUUUAUAACUUACAUUGUGAAAGCGUCUCCGUGUCAGCCGAUGGGAGGCAUGGGGCAUGUCUGGACCACAUGAAGAUUCCUGUGUUCGAAGCACUGAAUACCCCUGAGAAAGAUUGGUCGGUGGGAUUUGAUUUUAAGGAGCCCCCACAGCCUGUCAGCCUCGGUGCCAAGACAGAAAAGAGGCUGGCAGCCCUAUGGAGGCUUUUGUAUAAUCAGACUCUUUGGUAUCGGACUCAGCUGACCCAGCGGGGAGCGACUAAUCCUUCAAAGCAGGUUCAGAGUGAAAUGAAAAUUACCCAAUCAAUAAUGUGUCACGUUCAGGCUGAGCUCCAGUCCGCUGGAGAGUGUUUGGACCCGGGCUUGCGCCUUAUGCCCAUCGAAGGUGAAGAACUUUUCUUGCUUGGAUCGUACCAGGAGUCUGUGGAAUUCUGGAAACGUGCAUUGCUAGAAACCACCGUUCAAGGAGGGAAGAGAGCAAGCUUUCUUCAGACUCGGUAUUACUUGGCAGUACUUUAUUGUCACUUGUAUAAUUACAACCUAAAUGAUGCUCAGGGGGUAUGCGACCAGCUUGUGAGAGAGUUGCUGCGGAGGUCCAGUCUUCUUCAGGACACAGAGCAGGAUGCCCCCCGAAGUUGUGAGGAUGAUCAAUGGAUGUUGGGAGAUGUUCAUCACGAGGCGGCGUUGGCGGUGAUCCAGUCCAUGGGCCGAUUCAUGGCUGCCUAUUUCACUAACCAGCCCCUUUACGUGUUUCCCCCGCACAAUGUCAGCGUUUUGCUGCCUCUUCACAUUGUCUCAGACCGGAUUCCCCGCGUCGUCAGACUCCAGCACGGUUUGGUUGCCGGUGCAGUAAGAGACCAGAGUCUUUCCAGCGUGUGGACCGUGGAGUACGUGCUCGACCUGCUUCUCGUCAGUGGAUUGAUGGCAGAGGCCGCGUGGCUGGCGAAUAAACUCGGAGACUGGAAGAUGUCUGUUUCCAUGGGGGUCGCUUAUAACAUGUACCAGGAGAGCCUCUGCGAUGAAUUUAAAAGCAAAGCUCCCCCUUUGCCCCCGACUCUGAAUCCAGCUCAUACGUUCCGCGAAAAGCUCCAAUUUUUUCUAGGCCGCCCAGGUUCCGAAACGUCCGCUAAGGAUCCCGACAGACAGAAGCUUUUUACAGAUCCGAUCGAGGAAGAAGAUGCUGACAUACUGUUUAGCUCUGUGCAAGAGAUGUUGAAAGCAGCAGUAAUGGCGAACGCCGAAAUCCUCACAGACACCCUUCUUCAGUUGAUGGUUUCUGCCAAGACGUUGAUCAGAAAGUUGUCCGGUUUAGUGCCAGAGCAGCUAUAUCUCCCAGCACCACCUCUGUACUGUCCUCAGCCAGCGUCCGUCAGCAAGGAGGAUUCCAGCGAUUUGCCCUUUGAAGCGGAGAAGAGCAGCCGCGAGAAGCUGUCGGGGGUUCUCCAGCGGGUUCUUCUGCUGUUACGUGCGGCUCGUUGUUCUCUCCCGGCAGCCCAGUGGUACAUCAAACAGAUAAAAAGAGCAAGAAAAAUCAUGCACAAGAUUCGAGCUAAAGGCUCUCUUCCCGCUCUGAACGUGUUACCGGAGACUCUGCUCAACUACGCCAACAACGCCACGUCGUGCUUUAAACCUCAGCCUUCGGACGUCCAGCAAAGCGAUCCGGUUACUUCAACUGUAAUAGGUUGCUUCAGAGAGCUCUGUGCGUUGUGCUGGAUGCUUCAUGUACGUGAGAGACUCUCUUACUGCUGCAGACGGUAUCAGAAGGCUAGGGACGGCAGCAAGCUGGUUAAGGCUGUGAAUGAGCAUGACCCCUGCGUGACGGCCCACUGCUUCGAGGUGCUGGACUGGGCCUGCCGAAUGCUGCCUUUCUCCCGCAUCACGAACUGCGAGGAGUUGGUUCAGGAUCUGAUCCUGAGUCUGGUCAGUGAGCUGCCGACGGUGAAGAAGGUUGCAGAGAUCCUGGUGAAGGCUUUCCCGCACCCCGAUGUUGUCCGGGUACCGCUAAGGGAGAAAUACCAUUCUGUUCAGCAGCGUCUCCGGCAUUCCAUGGUCAAGGGACCUCAAGGAGAAGAGAUGAUGUCCGUCAUCAUUCACAACGUGCAGAGGGUGCGGGUGAAAGCCCUCCGCCGAGUGCAAAGAAACAUUGGGCCGGUUGAAUCGCACUUGUGGGAGUCUGCGCUCGGAGAGGCGUCUGAUGAAGAGUCUUACUCCUACGACAGGUUCUCUUUGGGCACCACUCUGAGCAGGAGCACCUUGACCGACUUCGGAAGGUCUCAGACGUACAGUGAAGCAGACACCUUAUCCGAAGCUCAAAUGACUAAAGAUACAAGUGAAAGAACAGAUGGCGAAUUUGUCCAGGAUCUUAGUGAGAAAAACCCAACAAAUGAAGCCAUCGGACAGAAGAGCAGAGUUCUCACCGAACCCGAGCACGCCUGGCCUAAAGUUGGCGUUUGGGAAUUUGAGAGAGACGAUGAAGAAUAUACAAACUUUCUAGACCUGUUUCUCAGUUACAUCUUGGAAAAGGAUCUUCUACGUUACAGCGAGCCCGGCAUCCCUUUCCUUACAACAUUUGCCCAUCAUCUCCGAGAACAUGAACUAAAUUCCCUGGUGUUUGACGUUCACACCACACUGAAGCGCAAGCUGGGGAAAUCCGGCAUCCAAAGUGUAUUCAGAGCGGGUUCCUGUUAUGAUGUAAAUUCUGCUCCUUGCAAUGAUUCUGUUGGUUUGGAGGGUACGCUGCAUCAAAAUCAGGGCACGGCUGAUGGGACCGCCAAUGCUGCUUCAACUAUCCUGAGCAUUGGGACCACCAAUGCUGCUUCAACUAUAAUGAUUGAAAAGGCGAAAGCGGCAUCCUAUAAAUCCUUCCUUAAGGUGAAAUCAAAAAUCCCAGCCAGGAGUGGACUGUUUGGUCUAAAAGCCCGAAAAACACCAGUCUGCGAUAGAGACAGCGUGUCUUCUAAAGAUCUUCCUUGUGACUUAAGUGGUUUUAAUCGAUGCGGCUACAGGGUAAAUCCUACCAGGAACUUCCAGCCCAGUGAAGAGCUCGGGUUGGAACUCCAGAUGAAGUUCGGCAACGAGGCCAAGUUGGUGGAAUGGUUGGUUAGAUGGUCAGACAGGAGGCUGUUCUGGAGCGCAGGCAAAGCAGAACCGUGUCUGUCACAGGGCGCAGCUAUCCGGGUGAAAACCUCCUCUGCUGCCAUCCUUACUUCCAUCUGGCUUUUAGAAAAGCCCUACAUGGGGUGUGGAUACCGUGAUCGCCCCAGAUAUCAGAUUCCGUCGGGUGACUACAUAGUCGCCCCUGCUUCCCAGCCGCUUCCCAGCCAGUCGGUUGUACAGAGCGAGAUGCCAGAGAUGGAUGCCGGUCACGCGGAGUCAGAAGAAGGACUGCUCACCAUAUCUGAGGAACGCUCAGAAAGCCACAGCUGGUCUGAGAUUCCUUCCAGAGCGAGCCCCGCAAUGCAAGUGACUCAAGACGGACGUCCCUUUGUCCCGAAUGAGGAAAGCUCUGCUGAUUUCCACGUGGCCGCGGGAAAUGACGAUGAUACUCCGCCACAAACAGAAGAAAAAGAAACGUGUAGAUUGGCAAAUGUUUCCUCGGAUGACCAAGAUGAUGAUACUGACGACGCAGCAAGAAGCCCCAACAUCUCUGUUAGCAUUCAGUCCAUAUCCCAGCGGAUGGAGAAAGCCCCCGGUGAAUUGUCUGUGAUCGCCCGAGAACAGGAGCAGCCCGCAAGUCCGGGCGCCGAUGAGCCAGAGCGGAUCGGUGAACGGAGCCCCACAGCGCAGGCACAGCCUCAUCUCCUCCAGCCUGUCUUGGAUACACCAGAUGUCAUGCCUGAUACGGAAACCAUAAUAAACCGGCAGGCUGCCCCCCCAGAGCACAGCAGCCGGCCGGCGAACACAUCAGAGGCCGUCAGACAGUUGUUUCAGGAUGAAAUGUUUAGGCUCCUACAGCUUCAGCAGAUCAACUUCAUGAGCCUGAUGCAGGUGGUGGGGUCUUCCUUUGCUGCCCUCCCCCACCUGCAACACAUGCUGCCGCAGACUUCUGGGGCAAACCAGAUGGUGAAUCCUGCGGGGCUGCAAGCUGCUUUUCAGUCCCAGACCCCAGAAAACAUACAAAAUGACUUCGCCACAAAUCCUGGAACACAAACCAAAGACAGACCUGGGAAACCGCAACCUGCCACAACAAUCAUGGCUGCCAGCGGUGAGCCCUGUGCUACCCGUGACCAGAGCAACAAGGAAAACAUGGAUCUUCCCAACUUGAAUAUUUCUUUGAAUCAUGAAAAAGAGAAAGAAAGGACUUCAGAGAAGCCGGAUCGACUCGCUGUGGGUUUGCCUCUAAUGGCACCUCCUCCUGUUCUAGACAAAGUUCCCAUGCUGAUUCCAUCGGCCAAAGUAUCGGCUGACUUUAAUGGCCUCCCACUGCUUAAACUUCAUCCCCAACCCAGUUUCAAACCCUUAAAUGUGAUUCCGGGAAGCAGGAACCAAGAGUUUGCUUGGUCUAAAGGCCCCACGGCUCCUCGGGAAGCAUGGGCUCCAGCUGAUGCUGGACAGAUCAUCCAUAGUUCUCGCAAAGUAACCCCUAAGGAGCCACCGAAUCCAGAUCACAGUAAAGGCCAUCUCAAACCAUUAGGAAAAACCGAAGAGAACACGCGGUGGGCAGACAUGCUGCAUAGGAGGCCUGCAGAGGAGCACCAUUCAUGGUCAGGUGUUUCCAUGUACAGUCAGAACGCAUUCGCCGAAAGAAUGUUCAAAGGUCCUCAGAACGUUUCACCCGGUCCCGCUUCCACCCCGGCGGCAGGAAUUCCAUUACUGCAUCUGCGUACAGAGCAUGUGAUUCUUUUCCCACCAAUAGCAGCCCCUGAUUUCAGAGUUCCUCCGGUGCAGCCAACAACAGAACGAGACGCCGUGACAAUGUUACCUCCAACAUCGUUAAAACUACUGCAGACCAGCGUCCCCCGGCAGAUGCAGACUUUACCCAGUGGUCCCGCUCCCAGGCUGCUCCCCCUCCAGACCCUUCUUGAGUUUCACAGAGAUCACACCAGCAGAGGCACUUCUGAGGGUUCGUUGCCUCUACUCAAGGCAAACCUUCAGCAAUUUGAAGAAGUGGUGAAGAGGGGUGAUAGCCUGAAAAGGGAGAAGAGGCGCUCCCGGCAGCAAAAAGAGGAUAAAAGGGAAAAGAAAGGGUCUGUUACAUUUCGCCCAGAAGCUUCAAUUAUUAACCCAAACAAUCUUGAUGAGGUUGCACACGUUCAGGAUCUGCUCCAGGAGACAUCUGUAUGUCAGGAGAGAAGUGAGUUUGUUAUUCCGUUGGGUACUUUUGAGUCUCUGUUGUCAAAGGACAUCCCAGAGGAUCCGGUCCCAUCCGUGGCCGAGUUACAUUACAUGGCAUCAACCACGAAGACGGCCCCCGAGAUCAAGGAUGCCGGGACUAACACAGAUUCUGGGCCUGUCCAGCUCUCGCCUCUUGCUGUGUUUCCCAAUGAAUGCACAAAAUCCUAUGAGAAUAAAGGGACUGGGUGUGAUGAUUUACCUAAUGCUCCAUCGCCUGCUUCUCGUCCUGCCCCAGGUCUGCCUCCGUCUCCCGAUGCUCCGCGGGAUAUUCCUCUGAGGCUGCCUCCAGAGCUGCUUCUCAACCUUCGCUUCCAGGAUGAGGAGGAGAGAACGUCGCCACCAAGACCGGACCUUCCCCAAAUCCACGUCGGGCAUCGUUAUAUCAGUGUGAUAGACAUCGACGCAGGAGAUUUCCCGAAGGGUUUCCCAGGCCCGUCCGCGCACGUAGCUCCAUCCGAGAAGGAAGGUGACCGGUGGCACCCUCUGGAUUUUGAGGAGACAGAAAAAUCUAGAGAUCCAACCCCCGAGGAACCAGAUCGCAUUACUGCUUCUGUGUCAAGAGCCGCACUUGACAGCCACUACCACGCUACAGAACACGUGUCUGAGGCCCAAGAGCGGCAGAGGUUGGAGAGGACACCCAGCUCAGCGGACUCGGUUACAUACAGCAUGCUGGCUGGUAAGGCCACCGGCCCUCCGUCCGAUAAGCCGGUCGCACGACCUCGGGCAGCCGUAAUCGCGGGGACGGACCGUGCCCUCUCCAGGCUGCAGGAGAUGGAUGCCCAGUUAGCAGCCCUGCAAAACAUGGCUGACGGCAUGGAGAGAGACUUUGCCAAUACAGAGCUGUUGGUGAAUACGAUAGAAAACCUGUCCUCGGCUGUUGAUCUUCAUCCGAAAGCUGUUGGUUCUUCCUACGGGGUUACAGAUAAAGCAUUUGCUGUGAAUGACGUGGAGCUGGAGGCCGCCUCUGAGGGCGAUGAAGAUCCUUUGAGCGCUGCCGUCACCCUCUCACGCGCACGCCCGGCAGUCGUUGCCUUUUCACCAAGAGAUUCCGGUGACGCUCGUCGUCCUGCAGCUCCUGCACAGCAAGACAAUGAGGAUAAAAGCAUUCUAGACAUGAGCGGUCUGCGCGAUAUCACAGAUAUCCUGAAAGAUCUUCUGGAAGGAGGAGUAUCAGCCGCAGAACUCGGCUUGACGGAGACGCAGGCUGGAGCGCUAUCCAGGGCGAGAGAGAAGAAAGCUGCUUCGCACCAGGUCUCAAAGAGGAGUCCAGAAGAGAGGAGCGAGAUCCAGAAGUGGAUGAAGAGAAAGCAGAGGGAGCGUCUGGCUGAGCACAAGAGAAAACUGGAGCAGCUUCGAGAGAUGGAACACAACCCCUACCAGCCCCAGCCGAGUGCCAACUCUCUCUUCUCCACAAAGGUAAUCCGACAGAACCAGAGAGAGAAAGACGAGAAAGAUAAGAGCCUCCUGUCUGAGCAUCACGGUAAUCGCGUCUCCGAUGCGCUGAACCUCAUGCAUGAGAUGUUGUCGGAAGCCAAACAGAUCCCGGUGAUAAGUCCCAAAACCAAGCCCACCGCGUCGAGAAAACCGGCCUCCGUCGCUUUGGGAACGCGUGCUUCUCCUAAAGGGUCAUUAGCUGGAAAACGGAGGCCGGUUCUCAAAGGUGGUUUUUCGCAGUCCAGGACUAUGAGCAGCCCCCUACGGCCAAGCGCAAGAGGUACCACAACGUUUGUGCGUCCAAAGGGCUCACCGGAUCAUAAAACAAAAAACAGAAGCGCGCCCAGCUAUCCUGUUCGUGUGAAAUACGAUGCCUCUUUACCUGGAGACCCCACGUCCCAGAUCACCCGCCGGGGAAUGCUGGCUGGAAGGAAGAGGGCAAAUGUCAACUAUCAGAACGGCACAAGGUCCCCCGCCAGGCAUUCUGCGCCAGCCCACCAUGGAAUGAGAGACACAGGAUCCAGCUUUACGCGUUCAGUUACCCAGACCGGAGACAAUGACCGGAUGGAGCGGGACGUGGUGAGCCCCUGGGAAGUGCCCGACGAGAUCAACAAAAUACUGAACAGCCACCGGGACUCGAUCCUUUCUCAGGGUUCGCUGUUUAAUGCCGAUGAUCUUUCUCACAAUCCCAAAUUGGAUAAUUCAUCAGAGAGUACGAGUAGCCUCCUUAGCAAGCUGGACUGGAAGGCGAUAGAGGAUAUGGUGGCCAGUAUCGAAUAGACGUCAAACUGGACCAUUAAUCUCUGGCC